CGCCCGCCCGGGGGCCUUUUGUGCGCCUGCGCGCUCGCGCUCGCCCUCCCGCCCUCUCUCUGCGCUCGGCUGAGUCAGUCAGUCUGUCGGAGUCUGUCCUCGGAGCAGGAGGAGCGAAGGGACUUCCGAGAGCCAGCUGCCCGAUUAUUUUCUUUCCCCUCCCUCUCUCCCGCCCCACAUCUCUCUUCACCCCUCUCCUGCCCUUGCUCGCGCGGCCAUGGCGGAGCCGUCGGCGGCCACUCAGUCUCCGUCCGUCUCGUCGUCGUCCUCCGGGGCCGAGCCUUCGGCGCCCGGCGGCGGGAGCCCUGGAGCCUGCCCCGCCCUGGGGGCGAAGAGCUGCGGCUCCUCCUGUGCGGCCAAUUUCCCAGAUCGUCCUGCUUUUCUCUCAAAGGAAAUGAGUCUACUGGAACAGCAAAUAAAUAAAGAUCAAGAGUCCAAGAACCCAAACGAGGUACCAAGUACAGACGGUAAAACUGAAUUGGAUGCUGAUGACAAGUUCACUUUGCUGACAGCUCAGAAACCACUGACCCAGCAGUCUAAGGCAGAAGGCAUUUGUAAAUAUUCCUUGUCCCCAUCUGAAGUUUCAGGAGGUGGUAUUAUUGAAAAGGAUUCCCCUGAGUCACCAUUUGAAGUAAUUAUUGACAAAGAAGCAUUUGACAAAGAAUUUAAAGAUGUAUAUAAGGAGAGCACAAAUGAUUUUGGUAGCUGGGCAAUGAACACUGAUAAAGAAACAUCUGCAGACAUUUUAGAGUCUAAUGACAAAGUAUUUCCACUGAGAAGUAAAGAGGCAGGGCGUUACCCAACCUCUGCAUUGCUCACUAGACAGUUUUCACACACAACCGCAGCACUGGAAGAAGUGUCUAGAUGUGUGAAUGAUAUGCAUAACUUUACUAAUGAAAUACUGACUUGGGAUUUGGUUCCCCAAGCAAAAGAAGAGAGCUGUAAGUCUGACUACAUCACAAAAACCACAGGACUUGACAUGAGUGAAUAUAAAUCAGAAAUCCCAGUUGUAAAUCUUAAAACUAACACUCACCAGAAAAUUCCUAUACGUUCUAUUAAUGGGAACACUCCCAUCACUAAAUCAGCAGGUGAUUGGGCACAGGAAUCCCUCCCACAAGAAAAUGCUAACAUUGACAAACCUGUACCGGAUUGUCUCAAUUCCACAAAGGAAGUCAGUAUCAAAGGUGUGGGAGGCCAUGCGCAGAAACAAGAUAACACAGUUGCAGAGUUCCCUGGAUCUCCAUUUGACAAAGGUGUCUCUCGGGGUUCUGGAGUGGCCACUGUGAAAGUGGUUUUACCUGAUGGCCACCUGAAAGAUGAAAUGAACUGGCAGAGCGCUGUGUUAGGAGAAGUGACAGAAGCUGAUAGUUCUGGUGAGUCUGAUGACACAGUAAUAGAGGACAUCACAACCAGUGUUUCAUUUGAAGGUAAAAAAAUUCAGGCUGAAAAACCUGUUUCCAUUCCAAGUGCUAUUGUAAAAAGAGAUGAAAGAGAAAUCGAAGAGGCUUUCAAUUGCAAUAGGGAAAACAAAACAUGUGAAACCUUUGAAGGGCCAGUCAGUGACCCUGAGGCAGCACACGUUCAGCCUGAUAUUCCCGAAAGGAGUCCAGUGGGUGAGGCAGCAUGUUCACAAGUACGUGAUCUGAAGAUCAUGUCAGAAGGUGUGCAGCAGUCAGGUGGUAUGAGUGAAGCUGCUGCUGAAAAACAUGUUGCAACUGAGAACCCAACACAUCCUUCAGCUGGAUCUGCAGGUGUUCUUCAUGAGACAGAAUUCUCACUAAAUGUGACAGCCUCUGCCUAUUUGGAGUCAUUACAUGAAAAAAAUGUUGAAGAUGUAGAUGAUUCUUCCCCAGAGGACCUGAUAGCGGCCUUUACAGAAACCAGAGAGAAAGGAAUCAUAGGUAAAGGUGAAGGGAAUGCCUUUGACGCAACAUCAGAGAAGACUAGGGACUUUAAAACAAGUCUUGCUGUGGAAGUCUUGCAUGAAAGUGAGUCAGGUGGUUCUGAAAUUAAAGACCGAAGAAGCGAACACAUGGAACAAAGCAAAGAAACAAAUGGAAGUGAGAUUCUGGGUGUUUUCCCUGCCCGAGGUACUCCAGUGGCAUCUCUUGACUUAGAACAGGAAGAGCUCACAAUCAAAGCCCUUAAAGAAUUGAGUGAAAGGAGGACUGAGAAGUCAGCUUCUGUACAGGGUGAUGUAGAAUCUCCUCCUGAAGAAACACUCGAGCACACUUUCACAUGUGCUCCAGAAUCCUCUUGGCUUCAGAGAGCGUAUGGUGUCCUAGAACACACAGAAGUUAACACUGGAUCUGAUCUUGGGAUUUCCAAGAAGCCCACAAUUGUCACAGAAACUACUAGGGUAGAUAUUAUACCGAGCCUUAGUAAGACUGAAGUGGUAAACAAGCAAGUCCUAGCAAGACUUCUGACGGACUUCUCAGUGCACGAUCUGAUUUUCUGGCGAGAUGUGAAGAAGACUGGGUUUGUCUUUGGCACCACACUGAUCAUGCUGCUCUCCCUGGCAGCUUUCAGUGUCAUCAGUGUGGUUUCUUACCUCAUCCUGGCUCUUCUCUCUGUCACCAUCAGCUUCAGGGUCUACAAGUCUGUCAUCCAAGCUGUACAGAAAUCAGAAGAGGGCCAUCCAUUCAAAGCCUACCUGGAUGUAGACAUUACCCUGUCCUCAGAAGCUUUCCAUAAUUACGUGAACGCUGCCAUGGUGCACAUCAACAGGGCCCUGAAACUCAUUAUUCGUCUCUUUCUGGUGGAAGAUUUGGUUGACUCCUUGAAGCUGGCUGUCUUCAUGUGGCUGAUGACCUAUGUUGGUGCCGUUUUCAAUGGAAUCACCCUUCUGAUUCUUGCUGAACUGCUCAUUUUCAGUGUUCCAAUUGUCUAUGAGAAGUACAAGACCCAGAUUGAUCACUAUGUUGGCAUCGCCCGCGAUCAGACCAAGUCGAUUGUUGAAAAGAUACAAGCAAAACUCCCAGGAAUCGCAAAAAAAAAGGCAGAAUAAGUACAUGGAAACCAGAAAUGCAACAGUUACUAAAACACCACUUAAUAGUUAUAACGUUAUUACUUGUACUAUGAAGGAACGUGCUCAAUGUCAGCUCGAGCCUGCAUUCCAAGCUUCUUUUUCUUAAUUUGGUGUUUUCUCCCCUCCUUUCCCUUUACCCUCAGUAUCAAGCACAAGAAUUGUUGGACUUAAAAAAGAACAGAUGUCUUAGGACCCAAAAGAAUAAAGAAAGAAUCUAAUAGGGUAAAUCGUACCUUAAUGGUGGUGGGGCUUUUACUUGGAGCUUGAAAGGGGAGAGGUUGGAGGUCAAGGAGAAAAUGAAAGAUAAAGCACCGCUCUUGGAUUCUGCUAUCCAGUGUUCAAGGACUAGUCUUAACGCAGCUUCCCGUCAGUUUUACCCUUAUUUUUAAGUUAAGAAAUGAUGAUUAACUUAUGAGGAAAUUAUCCGGGGACAAGAGUGGGAUUCCUUCCCACGGGUCUUUGGCAGCUCUCUGACCCCAUCUUCCUGCCCCACAGUGUGAGCGGCUGCUCCUAACAUUCCUCUUCUUCACGUAAUGAUAGAACUUUCAAGUCUAUGAAUAACUUGUAGGUGAUAGUGUGCAUUCCUGAUUCCCAGAAUGCCAUCUGGUAACCAAGGUUGGAACCGGAAAGUGGGACUGUGAAGGCCCUCCCUCUCCCGCUCAUCCCUAGAAAGGAAAGUUCCCGCCAUUUGGGAGGGUGGUGUCUGUGUCGUUUCUUGUGGGCACCGGUUCUGAGCUUUAGUUUGAGAACUCAUUCCUGAAUGUGCUUUCCUCCUCCUUCCCUGCCCACCUCACCUCGAGUUUAAUAAAUAUGGUUGUACUUUUCUUAUUAUGAAAUAAAUGUCUGUAACUGCUGUAAACUUGUUAGAGAAAAAAAAUAAUCUGCAUGUGGGCUCCUCAGGUGUUGAGUUAUUGUAAUCCUGUCUCAGUCCAUGGGGGGGAAACAUUCUCAAGAGGUGAAUACAGAAACAAAAGGCCUUUUUUGCUUUUGUCUUUUCUCUGCAGCUUCCUCCUUCCCAUGCCACAUCCUUACCCCGUGUUCGUCAUCUUACCCUAAGCACCAAAGCCAAGCUGGCUUGAGAGGAGAUUGUGUGUGUCUGUGGUGGAGAAGCCACAGGUUAGUGUAAGGAAGUGCAUUCUGUGGUUCACGGGGAGCUUUGACUUUGAGGCUAGCCCACGGGUGUGUGUGACAGUUUGAGGCCCCUUCGGCUUCAGGCGCACGAAAUGUCUUAGCGCCUCUGCCAUGGCCCAGGGUGCUCCUUCUGAGAGUGCUUUCCCCGAAGCGUUAGGUAAAGGCGACCAGGCAGGGCCAGCUUGUGUUGAUGGACUCCGUGCACAAUUGAAAGCUAACAGAACAACCCAGACCGACAUCAGAUGGAGGGCGAUCAGGAAUCUGAUUCCUGUUGAGACCGAUCAGUGUCUUUGUCCCCUUCCAACAUGAAAAUUCGGUCACCUUGAAAGAAAAGUCGUCUGAGCUCCUUCAGGUUGUAAACUCCUAGUCAUGAGGGAAUGUGCGCUGGUGACUUUAAAGUAAGGGCUAUAGUGUUUGACGGUCCCAAAGCAGUGCAACUCUGUAGAAGGUAGUGGAAAUUUUCUUUCUACUGUUUUGGAGAAGUUACUUCAGCAUUUAGAUGGGUAAAAGGUACCCUUGCCUUACUCCAUUUUCCUGUUUUCUUAGCCCUCUUUCCUUUUGAACUUUUAAGCUGAUUUCAUGUCGGAGUCAGAAACAUAUUCUCCAUCCUAUCUCAUGCCCUCCCAGGAAGUCAGUGCACUGAUCAACUUUUUGGGCUUCCCCUCCAAAGGACCCUAUUCUGCACUGGAAGCCUCCACACCUAGCUGUUUUGUUUUGUUACUGCUGUAUUUAGGUAAUUGGACAGAUCUUUGUGCCACACAGGAGUUGUUUUUUUUUUUUUUUUUUCUUAAGAAAAACCCAUAGGUGAAAUAU
Messenger RNA from Prionailurus viverrinus (fishing cat), 4972 nucleotides. RefSeq names its product reticulon 3 (gene RTN3). The transcript is spliced from 8 exons. The record is from RefSeq and is a predicted model, not a curated record. Gene Ontology annotation, biological process: brain development; endoplasmic reticulum tubular network formation; neuron differentiation. Gene Ontology annotation, cellular component: postsynaptic density; neuron projection. Lineage: Eukaryota; Metazoa; Chordata; Mammalia; Carnivora; Felidae. The coding region runs from base 218 to 3007 and encodes 929 amino acids.